Hyaloscypha bicolor E is the source of this 1275-nucleotide messenger RNA. Its product is annotated as kinase-like protein. Bases 42 to 1187 code for a protein of 381 amino acids. The record is from RefSeq and is a predicted model, not a curated record. Gene Ontology annotation, molecular function: protein kinase activity; ATP binding. Lineage: Eukaryota; Fungi; Ascomycota; Leotiomycetes; Helotiales; Hyaloscyphaceae. Gene Ontology annotation, cellular component: cytoplasm. Gene Ontology annotation, biological process: protein phosphorylation; signal transduction. The transcript is spliced from 5 exons.
UUUCAAUCACAAGCCUGACUGUACCUGCAGUCCAAGUCGAGAUGGCCCAUACCUUCGAGUUCCGCAAUACAUUUGGCAGCAACGACACAGUGCCAAAGGAGACGGCAGCAUACGACUUCAUCACCGUCCUUGCCGUGGCUCAGAAACUCCAGGUCGAAAUCUUACCCAUAACGUGGCAAUCAACAAGAGAGCUUGCGGGAAGGGGAAAGACAAGUGAGAUCAGUCAGUCAUCGAUCAAUUUGCAGACUAGCCUUGCGUUCAAGCGUGUUGCAAAGAAGGACAAAAGAUAUGAGCCUGAGGGUCAAAUUUUUCAAUCCGUGAUAAAUGAGAUCACUGCAUUAUGCCAUCCAUCCAUCCGAAACCAUCCAAAUAUCGUGGAGUUGCAGGGUAUAUGCUGGGAUAUUCCUGUGAAGGAAGAUAUUGACGAUAAUGAGAUGGUAGAGCGUGUAUGGCCGGCUUUAGUGUUUGAGAAGUCUGAAUUUGGAGACUUGGGGCACUUUGCAAUAAUGCCCAUCUGCAGAGAACUUGGCUUUAAGGACCGACUAGAGCUUUGUAUGGGUAUCGGCAUUGCGGUCGCAGACAUGCAUUGCAAUGGGAUCAUUCAUGGAGACAUCAAGCCCCAGAACGUUCUCGUUUUCAAGGAUAAAACCACCAGUACAUUCACAGCAAAAGUCAUCGACUUUGGUUUUUCAACUUGGUACACCCAUGAGGAUCAUCAUCUAAGACUUGCACGGACGCCUCCAUGGGACGCCCCAGAGCAUCGCGAGUACACUGAAUUUAAGCCAGCCCAAGCGCGCAAGACGGACGUGUUUUCAUUCGGUAUGCUCUGCCUUUGGAUGCUUUUUGAACGGAAGCUGUCAUCCAGAGAUGAGUUUUGGACGCAAGAACCUUUCCAGUACGAAUUGGGAGGACAAUUGUCACGUCUGGAGGCGCUGAAAAGCGCCAACAAGCUUGUGUUGUUAGCGGACCGACUGUUAGGUGAGAAAGACGACCUGGAUAAGGAGAGAAGAGAACAACUCAAAGAAUUUUUCCGAUUAUCUAUUGUCAACAAUGCAGACCUGCGAGCAUCUGACCUCCAACAUUUACUCACCCUACUAAAUCCAGAUAAAGUCCAGUGUGCACUUAAUAUCGAGAAACCUGUGGAAGAGAUUAUGUCACCUUCAGACUGUGGAUUUAAGACUCAAUAAGACCAGCCUACAAAGGUGACUAUCGAGUGCGUACUUACAUUACUGCCUGCUUGGAGAAUAGGCUGGAUGGAGUGUUACUCCCUUGUAU